UGGUAGGGAAGAAAACUAUGCUUCAAACGGCAUGAGAACGAUAGAACUUGACAACUAAUUUUAUGUUUAUGGGACUCCUUGAAGACUAACGUUAAAACAUAUACAUAAUAAACAAGGCAAGGUUCAUCAAGCCACCCCCACUAUGGACCCACUUAGGAGAAUAGCUGUGCAAGAGGAUAUGGUCCAGUACUGUCUCUUCUUGGUUCAGCCUAACCUCUCAGACACACAGGCUGACGAACUACAUCUGCAACAGCUAGUGGAGGAGAUUUUGGCAAAGGUUGCCCCUCUCCUUAUGCAGUAUAUCUGGCAACAGCAGCCAUUCAACCUCAAGUACCACACUGAGAAAGGGGGAGUUCCUGCACACAUUGGAGGAAGUGCUGUGUUUGGGGACAGCGUGGAGGAUGAGUGGUUCAUCGUAUACCUCCUGUUUCAGAUCACACAAGCCUUCCCAGAACUUGCUGCCAGGUAGAGUGGAGCACACUUUUCAACUGGGGAGUUCCUUCUGAUCGAAGCAGCAGACUAUCUUCCAAAGUGGUUGAACCCAGAGAGCAGUGAAAACAGAGUGUUCCUCCACAGGGGUGAGCUGUACAUCCUGCCCUGUCCCUCCCGCUGUAGUGGAGCUGGCCUGCCCAGGGACGCAGUGCCCAGUGUGACCCAGGCUCUGGCCCUGCUCUCCUCCCACACACAUGCCUGUCUGGCCAGCCCCAAGAACCGCACUGCUCUGGAGAAAAGACUGGAGGGAUAUCCAGAGAAGAUCCAGGCAAACCUUCAUCAUGCUCACUGCUUCCUACCCGCGGGCAUCGCUACAGUGUUGGCACAGCGACCAGACCUGGUUGCCCCGGCAGUGUCAGCUUUCUACCUGAGGGAUCCAGUAGAUCUCCAGGCCUGUCGGACAUUCCAGACCUUUCCCCCCGACACACGAGUCCUAUCCUCAGUGACGUUCACCCGUUGCCUGUACGCCCAGAUCCAGCAGCAGCAUUUCACCCCCGACCGGAGGAGUGGGUUCACCCUGCCUGCCCGCUCCCACCCCCUGUACCGUGCCCAAGAGCUGGGCAUGAAACUGGCCCAUGGCUUUGAGAUCCUGUGCUCCAAGUGCAGACAGCCAUCGUCAGAGCCUGAUGCUCCCAUCAGCUGUAACCCCUUGUGGAAAGGACUCCUGAACAGUCUGAAGAAGAAUGGUUAUUUAAAAGGGGAGCUGCAGGGCUCUGCAUACUGCAGAGUACUUCUUCAAGCAGUCAGUCACCCCAGCACACAGCUCCGGUGGCAGGGCCCCAGGUGAGGAGAUCCUUCAGCUGCUACAGAGCUGUGCUCCCUACAAUGUGGAUGAACUGAGGACAUAGGAGGCCCAUCUACCCACAGAGGACACCCAGCAGCUGGAGUGUCUGUUGGAGGAAAGGGGGAGGGGAGGAGUGGGUUUGGGCUGCUCAAAGCCCAGCCAGACCAAACCAACGCAUGAGGGAGGGGGGGGGUAGCUACCCAGGGCAUGAAGAUGGCUGUGACCCAGGGCAUGAAGAACUUCAUCAACGCAAUGUCUUCACAUGAGGGGGCUGAACUACCCUGGUGACACUGACUGUCUGUCCACACUGUUCUACUUAGCCCCGUAUGCGGUGUGCUAACAGCUAUGAGAUAAUACUGUGUAGAAUGCUAACGUAUGCUAGCUGGCUGGCUGACUGUAAUGGGUAUCAAUGUAAUUUGCCUUUGUUUAUUUUACAGGUCCCGUUCAAAUUAGCCUUUCGGGUUUGAUCCAGACUCCAUGGCCAGUGCACUGAACAGACUACUCGGAUGAGGAGUUGGACUCAGACGACCUAGAUGACGUCGAUGAGGGAGUGGAGGGUCCUUCUGGACUGCGAGGGGAUGAAGGGGCAGAUGCUUUGGAAGGUCUUAGGAAGUACAUGGACGAGAUGGACCAUGAGCUCAUGGGCACCAAAAUGGGACAGAGCUUCAACGAGCAGCAGGGCACUAAUAAAGCAGGCCCAGCAGCCAACGGCUUCCCCCCAACUCUGACCGCUGACGAUAAACACCUGCCCUCCAAUAAUGACCACUCAUGAUAAACACUGACCGCUCAUUAUGCCCUAGCAAAGAACAUCACCCAACACCUAUAUCUUACUGUCUGCACAGCCUAGAUAGACUGGCCUUUUUGUAGAGCACUUAGAAUACAUUACUUAGUCUAAUAAUAAAGCCAUCAUCUUUUUGGGACAAAGUGGAAUCAUUUUCUAAAUAUAUGAUGUUAAAUGAGGUUUCAAGGCAGUAAAAAUCAGAAAAUAUAUAUUUUUUAAACUUA
Messenger RNA from Coregonus clupeaformis (lake whitefish), 2281 nucleotides. RefSeq names its product protein ecdysoneless homolog. The record is from RefSeq and is a predicted model, not a curated record. Lineage: Eukaryota; Metazoa; Chordata; Actinopteri; Salmoniformes; Salmonidae. Gene Ontology annotation, cellular component: nucleus. The transcript has 13 exons.